GAAAGCAGGACCAGCGGCCGAGGCUGCUGCUGCCUGCAGCCACAAGUGGCCAUGGAAGGCCCUUACAUCGACGAACGAGAGGACGUUCAGCGAAGGACCUUCGCCAAAUGGAUAGACUCGCAGCUGCACAAGUCGCGAUCAAAAGGUUGGCUUGGGAAUUUUUUUCAGAGCGAGCGCGAGCCGAUUGCCGAUCUGUUCAAGGAUCUGAGGGACGGCAAUAAACUUCUCUCUCUGCUCGAGGUUCUGACAAACAAAACUUAUAAACGAGAGCGUGGGCGCAUGAGAGUGCAUCACUUGAAUAAUGUCAAUACAGCUCUGCAAGUUUUGGAACAAAACAACGUAAAAUUAGUGAAUAUCAGCAGCGACGACAUCGUCGACGGUAAUCCAAAAUUGACUUUAGGUCUAGUGUGGAGUAUUAUAUUACACUGGCAGGUUCAAUACCAUUUGAAAGAUCUAAUGAACGAGCUACAGCAAACGAAUCUGGAAAAGACCCUGUUGGCUUGGUGUCGGAAAACAGUGCAGAAUUAUGAAGGCGUUGACAUAAAAAACUUCACUACUUCUUGGUCAGAUGGUUUGGCGUUUAAUGCCUUACUGCACAGGUGGCUACCGCAUUUAUUCGAUUUUAAUGCAAUCGCACGUAAACAUCCCAAUGCCAGGCUCGAGCAUGCUUUCCGAUUGGCUCAAGAACAGCUGCAUUUGGAGAGGCUUCUCGAACCCGACGAUGUCAACACGUUGGGUCCGGAUAAAAAAUCAAUAAUGAUGUACGUGACGUGCCUCUUUCAAUCAUUGCCUCAUUCGGGACAAGAUAUCGAGGACUUAGACAUUUCAGUGGCCAGUGACUCUGGAUCUAAUGUUACAUCACCCGUUGUUGAGCAUCAAUUUCCGCUGUUUGAACCGGUUUCGGACAAUUCUCGUCCCGUUAGCCUGGCGACUAAUGUGUCAGUUGAGCUCGGUGGUUAUCAAGCAGCCCUCGAAGAAGUAUUAACAUGGUUACUUGAAGCCGAAGAUGUGCUAAGUCAAGCAGAAGAACCCGAUAACGAUCUUGAAAAGGUGAAAAAUCAAUUCUACCAGCACGAAAAUUUUUUCAAAGAACUGCUAGAUCAUCAAGGUGACGUUCGAGCUGUAUUGGAAGAAGGUGAGAGGCUUCUUACUGAAGGUGGUUUGCAAAAAGACGAGGAACACGAAGUUAAAGUACAAAUGUCUCUUUUAAACUCGAGAUGGGAAAAUUUAAGACAAAACGCUGAACAUCGUAAAGCAAAGAUUCACGAGGUUUUAAAAAAUAUUCAAAAGGUACAGCUGAAUUCUUUGCGACAUUGGUUAACACAAACUGAAGAUAGGAUGUCACGAAUGGCGAAUUUGGAAAACGAUAUGAGUUUUGAAAAACAAUUUAAAGAAGUACAAAAAUUAGAAGAAGAUAUAAGAAAUCAACAAAGUGUUGUCGAUGGUCUGAAUCACAUAGUUUUCGUCGUUGAUCCUGAAAAUACCGCGGCACAAAUUGAAGAUGAACUAUCAGCACUGGGUGAAAGAUGGACGCAUAUUUGUCAGUGGCAGCAAAAUCGCCGAAGUAAACUGAAAGAACUCCUAAAAAAAUUAUCAAAAAUACAGCAUGGUUAUCGCAAAAUGUAUAAUUGGUUAAAUGAAACUGAGAUUACGCUCAAACAAAUGGAAGCCGCACCUGCUUCCGAAAUGGGCCAAGUGCUUGAACGCAUCAAACGCCUCCAAUUAUUAAAAUUGGAAAUGGAUAUGAUUCUAGAAAAACUCGCUUCUAUGCGAAAAACUUUGUCAGAUUUAAUAGAUGAUCAUGGAAGUAGGAGUGAAUACAUUAGAUUGUUGGAAAAUCUUGAGAAUUUAGAGGACCAAUGUGAAGCCGUGAAACAAAUCAUGGAAGUGCAAAGCAUAAGAAUCUCAAGUUCAGGGUUCGAAGUUGAUUUAUCUAAUCCCCAGGUAUCAGUGGAUUCAACUAGUGAUUGGUUGAAUGAUUCUAACAAUGACGAUUCCGAACUGGAGGAAAUGUCCUUCAUGUCCUCGGUACACAGCGAUUCUAAAAAACGUCGUAUGGAUACAGCUACUCGCCAAGAAUUCGAUGAUGCUCUCAUGAAUCUUUAUAAAUCAUUAGACUACAUUGAAUUAGAAAUAAGCCGAUCAGAAAACGUAACUACUGAAUUAAGCAUUGAAGAAAGAAAAGUUCUGUAUGAAGAUAAUCAAGCUGAAAUAGAAUCACAUCGACAAAUGUACGAACAUGUAAUGCAGUUAGGUAAAAAAGUCGUUAAUGAGCUACAGCAAGCCAAUGAACGAUAUGACGAAGAAGAAGCUACAAUUAAAAAUAUUGAAACCUGUUGGAAUGCAACUAAUAACAGAUUGGCUCAGAUAAAAUUAAAUUUGGAUUACAUGAUGAAUAUAAAAGAGGCCAAAGUUGAACUUACUAGCUUAAGGUUAAUGUUAGAUGGGCACACUAAAUGGUUUGAAAACAAUCAAGAUAACAUGCACGUUGAUUUAUUUAGGGUGAAAGUAAAAUCAAUUAAGUCGUGUGAAGAUCGUGUUCAAAAUCUCAAUGAUACUGUCAAUCAGUUAACGAAUGAAGUAAUUGUCGAACAGGAGGCCAUUAAGUUGAAAUCCGACGUCGAUAAGUUCUUAAUUGAUUGGAAUAAUCUUUUGCGAAAAUUGAUUGAUCGAUCAAACAUCCUGAACAAAAAUACAGAAAUGGUUCCAUCUAAAAAGUACAACGAAGCCGUUGAUGCAUUAAAUACUUUGAUUGGUAAUAUUGAAAAAACUUUACAGUCUGAACGAACAGUAAUGUCUGAUGAAACAACGAUGAAAACUAAACUGAAAAAUUUAACAAGACUUCAAGAACAAUUUCGAAGCAGUCAAAGUCAAUUCGAUUUUGUAAACAAAGCUGGUCAAGAUAUGAUUGACAAAAUGAAUGAUAAUGAUAAUGAAAAAUUAAAAAUCAAAGAACAAUUGCAAGAUUUAAAUUCAAAAUGGAGUGAUAGUCCAAUUAUUUUAGAAGAAAGAAUACAAAAACUUUCGAAAGACAUUGAUGUUUUGAAAUCAUUCAACAACGAACUUCAAAGUUUAGAAGAUUGGCUUGAUCGUUCAAAAUCGUGGUUGAAUGAUAUUUCUGAAGACUCGACAAUAACAGAUGUUGAAACAACUAAGUACAAGUUACGCCAGGUUAACGAACUAAACGAUGAAAUAAAUAUGACGAAACCACGUGUCGAAAAUUUACAGACUUUGACAAAUAAUAUGUUAGAAUGUUCAGAACCAAAUUUCGCCAGCGAACUCAACACCAAACUUGAAACAGUUUCGUAUAAAUGGAAUGCGAUAGUGGAUGGCGCUAAAAUCCAAGGGGAAAAGUACGAGAAGGCUCUCCGAAAGAAUGAUGAGAUAUUGAAUGGAAUUCAAGAUUUCAACAACUGGUUGACAGAUAUUGAAUCUAAACUACCAACAGACAUUAAAGUCACAUCUUCAGCUGAACUGUUCCAAGCUCGAGGGCGUUACCAAACCCUUAAAAACGACAUUGAUCGUCGCGUUGAAGAAUUCCGAAAUCUUAACGAAUUGGGUAGUGAUAAACUCUUGAGUAGUGAGGGUUCUUCGGUGCAUGAGCUUGGACGCCGUUUUACUCAUCUGAAUGCCAAAUGGUCUGACGUGACUGAUAAAGUUUACGAAAGAUACAAGCAUUUCCAAAACGCUAAUCACGAGUACGGUGAUUUUCGAACCAAGGUAGCUCAAACAAAUGACUGGCUUGAUAAACUGGAGACAAGACUAAAAAAAUCAAAUAAAAAUGCAGCUGAUGCUGAAGAUAUAUCUGAAGAACUUGACGAUUUGGAAAACUAUAUGAGAAAUCAUCCAGAUACUUUUGAAAAAUUACAAGAAAUAGGAAAGCAGUUAAUCGAUAACGAUAUCAUGUCCGAAUCGAUUCAAUCAGAUGUUGAAUCGCUAAUUAAAAGAUGGGAGACUCUUCAUGCGCAGGCGGGUGAACGAGCAAAGCUGCUGGAAGGAUCCGUGAAACAGGCUCAACAGUCCGAGGGCCGUAUCUUAGCCUUGCAACAUUCCCUAACGCAGAUUGAUUCUGUACUAACUGCACGUCUCGACUGUGAUCUUACUGCCGAUGAUCUACCUCAAGAUUAUCAGAGACUUAUUGAAGACAUGGAUAGUCAACAUUCGGUGCUCGAAGAAAUGGCUGCGCAGGUCGAGAGCUAUCGUGCAUCCGGCAAACAAGAGGCAGCUCAACGCCUACUGGAGCAGACUAAUUUGAUAUCGCAAAAAUUCUCUGAAAUUCAGAACAAGUUUCAACGUUUCCGUAGUCCGGGUAGUAUUGAACCCCGCUUAUCGAGGGCUCUGAGAGAACUCAGGGGUAUCGAAGAAGCCACCUGCUUGCUCGAAUUAGCCACCGAGGAACCGGAGGCAAUCGAAAGGCAGUUGAAGCAUUGCUUGAGAUUUUAUCAAACACUAAGUGAAAUAAAGAGUGAAAUCGAAAGUAUUAUCGUCAUUGGGAGGAAAUCAGUCGAAGAAGGUAGUGUUCAUGAUCCCGAUGGAUUUUCCAAGCGCAUUGAUGCCCUCAAAGAACUUUAUAACAAGUUGGGUAUGCAAAUAUCUGAAUCGAAGUCUUUGCUCGAAUCAGCUCUGGAGUUAUCGCAAGAUAUUUAUAAACAUAUGAGUUAUAUUAAUAUGGCAAUUGAAAGUAUCAACAAAGAAUUGGAUACCCAACAAAAUAGACCAGAGUUGCCGGUCAAUGCCAUCUAUGUAACGGAAACACUUACAGAAGUAAUACCGCACUUGAACGUCGUAAAAGACAAACUCUUCCGAAGUCAAGAUGAAUUUUCAAAACUUUUCCACCCAUCAUAUCUUGAACAAUUCAAAGAAAAGUUAUGUACCAUAGUAGAUAAACUAUCCGCCACAGAAAAAAGAUUACGGCAAUGUAAUGGAUCGGAAAGUGAACCUCACGUUGAAGAUAUCAGUGCAUGGUUAGACCGAAUAGCAGAAACUUUGGACAAUCUUGAUACAAUUCCUAUCGAUGAAAUAAAUGAACAGCAUUUACAACAAGUUAAAGACAUUGAUGCAGAGAUGACAGAGACUAAACCGAGAAUGCAACAACUUCAGCGCUAUGUUUAUCAACCAAAAGUGUUUCAAGUGUGCAAGCGAUGGGAAGAACUUUGUAGCAGGACGAAGGGCUGGAUUAACGAAACACCUAGACGGAGCGAUAAAUCUGUCGAGUUUUCUACAUCAAACAUCAGUACACCUCUUUCGAUCGCGACUUCGCAGGCUGAGCCCGACAAAGAGUGUGUUCGAGCCGAGGCUCAUAUUCAACAGGCACCUGAGCAGCGUCAUGAGACACCCACGAGUGGAGGAAAUAACGAGAGUAACUUGACGCCCGAAAGUAAACCGUUCGAGCCCGCACUCCGCAGUCAUAAAUCUGCAUCCGCCAAAGCUCAAGAAAGAACAAGAAUUGUCGAUGUUAGCUAUACGGUGCGACGAAGACUCGAUUUGAGUUCCUACCCUGAUGUCGUGCAAACAUCGCAGUUGAGCAACGAAGACGACGACGAUGACGAUGAUGUCGAUGCAGAAGAGGAGCUGAGCUUUGCCCGAGAUGACGUUGAUAAGGAAGAGUUCUUUUUGUCUAAAAAUAGCAAAUUGUUCUCACAAGUUUCUAAUAACAGCCUAAAAGCUCAAGAUGCUGUUAAAGAAACGAGGGAAGUGAGAGAACCAACCGAUUGUCAAAUCGUCGAGAUAAAAGCCAGUGAAAUCAUCAAAUCAAUUGCGGCUAAAGAUAAUCAUAAAGAUGUGGUUCUCUCAAAAGCUAAUUUUAUUGUUCAACAAGUACCACAGGUGGUAGAGCGUGUAGAAAUAAUUGAAGAUACAGACCCAGAAUCGAUGGAUACAGAUCCGGAAGAACAACUUCAAUCAAAGUCAACGAAAGAAUGCACAUCACCGCCUGUAUCACCAUACAAAUCAGUUCUCAAACGUCCAAGCAUGUUCACUUCAGAAGCGUUUCAUGGACAUAUACCAAAAUAUUCUGCUGUAAGAUCACCGAAAAUUCAUCCACAAAACACAGCUGAAUUCGACAAAGUUGAUGGAAGUAGUACCCGUUCUUGGUCGAAUGUGAGCGUUGAAACCGAUAAACGUUCUAAUCAGAAUUUCACUCCUAAAGUUGGUCCGAAUUGUGAUGGCAAAAAUGUUGAAUCCGUUGAAGAAUUAAAGAUACCACCUAACGUAAAACGACCGACUAAACUUUUUCCACAGUUCCAAGAAGCUGAGAUCAAGGAAGAUUGCGACAGCUUUUACGGUAGUGACAAGGAAACUGACGAUGUGCUGACAUUUUCAGACGAUACUGAAAUUGAAGUAGCAAGUUCGAGUUCUGAAGAUUGCGAUUUUAACAAGGGAACUCAUAGGCUGGAUAAGGUCAAAGUUGCAACGGCCAAUUUAUGUUCAACAAGUAAGUCACAGCAACCUUCGAGUCAGUUCUCAAUGGAUAAGAAAACAACCCCUUUCAAAACUGGUCAAAAAGUUUCACGAGCUGCCCUCCAGAGAGAAAUUCUCGAAUUCGAAGUUUCAGCGCAAAAAAUGCUAGAGCGCAUGGAUUCAAUGUUGAUGUCAAUCGGUGUAAUCGUCGACGAGAAGGAUCCAGCUAAACGUCUAGAGAUGCUGAAGUACGAAAUAAGCUACUUAGCCCCAGAUGCCGCAAGUCUAAUUAGUCGUGGUGACGGUCUUGUAAUGAUGGUCCAUGCGCAGGAUCCCGUCCGAGCUGAUAAAAUUAAACAGGAGCAUCAAGAUCGUCUACGCGCCAAGUGGCAUCAGGUUAUGCAGGAUUGUGAGACAAAGCGCUCAAUGGCCCUCAAAGCAGAGGAAACUCUAAAAUCUUACACGAAACUCGUUGCAGAACUCGAGGAGUGGUUCCGAGAUGCUCCACAAAAACUCGAACAAGCGAACAAUUACGAGGGUCAAUUGGAAUCAUUCACUAUUGAGUUUGAUGAAAGACAAGAACAAAUUAAUAAGUUGAUGCAACUCGCUCAAGAUUUGAAAAAAUAUAAUGUAGCAUACAAUGAAAUGACUGUAUAUAUUUUAAGUAGCAAGUGGCAGGAUAUCAGUUCUCAAUUUAAAAGAUUUAGUGGAAGCAAAAAUAAAGAUAAAGAACUCGGCGACAAAAAAGUUAACGUGGCUUCCGGAGGAAUAAGCGCCCAAGAUUUUUGUAAUCGAGUGAACAAACUACGAGAAGCUAUAGGUACUUUAUUCAAAUCGCUCAAUUCAACGCCAUUAAAUGGCAAAGAUUUUGAUUUAUUUAGCGACCAGGACGAUUGCUUGAAAAAAAUUAGCAGUGCUUUAAACAUUCUUAAGCCUAGCGUUGAAGAAAUGAAUUAUCUUUGGGAGAAUAUAUCUGAUAAUGAUCAUUCCCGUCAACAGAAUGAGCUGUUGAAAAAGGAAUGGACGAUGGUGAACCAAAGUUACAUAGAACGUUACAAUCGAUGGGCAAAAUGCAAUGAGAAGCUCAAUGAGUUGAGAAAUGCGUGCUGGAAUUUUGACGACUGCUUAGCAAAAAUGGAAGCCUCCGUUAAGGAGAUCACAAUGAAUCCACAAAGUCGAAUAAAUAAAGCUCGAAUGUUGGAGCUUGACCAUGAGAUGCCGCGAAUGUUGAGAACCAUGAACGGCAUUGGAGCGAGCAUAUCUGACGUAAGCAAUAGGUCGUCGCCAGGGGACGUGAAAGAUUGGCAGCGGGUGAUCGAAGAUUUAAAGGGAAGAUGGCAAAGAUUUGUCACUGAUUGGAACAACUAUAAAAGCAGAAUCGGAACGAUGGGUAAACAAAGGAGUCCUAAGCAAAUAAUGGAUGGUGCCGGAAAUCUCGUGAGUCAAGUGAACUCUUUGCUUGUGUCAACUGCCAAUCCAUCUGACGAUACAAGUUUGUCUAUAAGAUUAUCUAUGGUCAAGGCAAGAGAAAAGGAACUAUCUGAUCAAAUAAAAGAAAUGCAAAAUUUGAAGAGUCAAAAUAUUUCCGGUGUUAGCGAAGAUGACUGUGAUAAACUUAUUGUCAAUUUAGAAAAGGCUCACGCUGGUAUAUCGUCUCAUAAGGAGUACGUCGAGAACAAAUUAACAUCUCUCAAGAAGUAUGUACAAACUUUGGAUGCUGUCGUAGCAUGGGUUAACGACACGAGAUCUCGACUUAGUGAAGCUGCAAGCGCAGCUCAGCAGGAUGAACGCAUCAACAACAUAGAAACUAUCAUGGCAAGUGUAGAAGACCGUCAGAUGGAAGUCACAGAUGUUCUUGAAAAUUAUACCAACUUGGAGAAGGAAUGUGAAUCUGCUAAACAGACAGUCUCUGUAGAACUUCAAGAAAAGUUGAAAAAACUUAGAGAAGAAUGGAAUUUAUUGAAGAAUCGAGAAAAUAUCGAAGUUGAACUGAGCAUGGCUGCUUCACCACUGAGACUAAAAGAGCGAGAGCGACACGUAGGAGGAGCGGCUGAGGCAGCGGCAGCAUCAUCAUCAACAAGCAGCGGCGAUGCCAACGACAGCGUCAGCAGUAACAAGAACGAAACGUCCGGCGUUAGCAGCCAGUGUUCGACUGCGAUAAGCCGUGGUAGCCCGGCCGCUAGUCCGACAGCGGCCGGUGCGCCCCUCUCCACCUCGACGCCGAACAUCCCGCAGAGUCCCCUCGACAAGCAACUACUUCAGAUUCGUGACUGGCUGGCUGAAAAAGGAAACAUGAUCCGUCAACAGGUUGUCGUGGUCGGCGACGUCGAAAGUAUUCUACAACAUAUCGACCAACAAAAGACUGUUCUACGAGAACUAGAACAGAAAAAGCCACAAUUGGACGAACUGGUGCACACGGCUGAGAACUUGCGCGCAGACACGAACAGGCAACAACUGCAUGGCAAAGUUACGAAGCUACGCGAGCACUGGGAUGAAACGAACUCGAAAGUUAUGCAACGCAAAAGUCAGCUCGAUGCCAUGCUCGGGGACAGCCAACUCUUCGAGGCAAAGCGCUUCGAAGUCGAGGCGUGGAUGACUCGCAUGGAGACCAGACUCGAGCGCAUGAAUCCCGUUGGCCACACGGCCGACGUUCUUGAGGUUCAGUUGCGAGAGCAAAAGUCGUUCCACGCGGAAUUGCACCAAUACAAGCACCACAUCGAACUGUUCAAUUCGCUGACGCAAAGACUCAUCGCAGUCUACCAGCAAGAUGACACGAGCCAGGUCAAAAAGCUCACUGAGACCAUCAAUCAGCGAUACAAUAAUCUAAAUACAAGCAUCAUCAGUCGAGGCAAGUAUCUUCAUUCCGCCAUGAAUUCGCUUCACAACUUCGACCGUUCCCUCGACAAAUUUUUAGCCUGGCUAAGCGAAGCGGAGUCUUCAACGGAGACUCUUGAGACCGAAGCCGAUCGUAUCUGUGGAGGCAGACGAGACCAGGCAGCAAUCGCACGAUCACAUCUUCAGUAUAAGGACUUACAAUCAGAAAUCGAGACUCAUCACGAUGUCUAUUCGUCGCUCAAUGGAACUGGACGCAAACUUCUUAGUUCGCUCGCGAGUCAGGACGAUGCGGUUAUGCUUCAACGCCGGCUUGACGAGAUGAAUCAAAGAUGGCAUCAUCUGAAGGCGAAGAGCAUGGCUAUCAGAAACCGGCUGGAGAGCAACACCGAGCACUGGAACGCCCUGCUGCUGUCGCUGCGCGAGCUCAUCGAGUGGGUGAUACGCAAAGACACCGAACUAACGGGCCUCGGCCCCGUCUGCGGCGACGUUGCGGCACUUCAGAAACAGCAGGACGAUCAUCGUGGUUUCCGGAGGCAACUCGAGGACAAGAGACCGGUUGUGGAGAAUAGUUUGCUUAGCGGACGCCAGUACAUCGCCAACGAACCGCCGCUAUCGGACACCUCGGACUCCGAAGCUGGACGCGACCUGGAUGGCGACACGCGAGCCUACAUGAGCGCCGAGGAGCAGGCGCGCGAGCUGACUCGCAGCAUUCGACGCGAAGUCAACAAGUUGUCCGAGCAGUGGAAUGCGCUGAUCGAGCGCAGCGAUGCCUGGAAACGCAAGCUCGACGAGACCGCAAGCAAACUAUGCGUGUACCAAAAAUCCUUGGAGGAGCUGUCGUCGAGAUUAGCUGGCGCGGAGGCUAUUCAGAGCGGCUGGCAAGUGGCCAGCCAGAAGGGCCAGGAGUCGGCCGAGCAGCUGGAGCAACUGCAAAAGUUCGGCGAGCGGCUGAAUCCGAUUCAGAGGCUCAUCGAGGAAGCCAACGAGCAAGCGAGCGCCUUUGUCUCGUCCAACGUCAUUGUGUCGCACGCUCUGCUCGCCAAGCUCGACGAUCUCAACGCAAGGUGGAAGGCACUGCAAGCGGCUGUAGACGAGCGCUACAAGCAGCUCACUGGGCUUGGCAAGGACGUCAACGGCAAGCCGGCCAGUCAGUUGCUGGCUUUUCUGGCCAACAGCGUCGAGCCCCCAUGGGAGAGAGCUCUCACGCCCGCCAAAGUGCCUUACUACAUCAAUCAUCAAACGGAAACGACGCACUGGGACCACCCAAACAUGAUCGAACUCAUGGCUUCGCUGGCCGAUUUGAACGAGGUCCGUUUCUCCGCCUACAGAACGGCUAUGAAACUGAGGACGGUGCAAAAGCGCCUUGGCAUGGACAUGCUGUCUCUGUCGACGGCGCUCGAGCAGUUCGACUCGCACGGUCUGCGCGCCCAGAACGACAAACUCAUCGACAUCCCGGACAUGGUGACGGUUCUCGGGGACAUUUACGAGCGCAUGGCUGCCGAUAAUCCCAACCAGAUCUCUGCGGCUCUCUGUGUUGAUCUAGCCAUCAACUGGCUGCUCAACGUCUACGAUAGUCAACGUACUGGACAGAUACGCGUCUUGUCCUUCAAAGUCGGAUUGGUGCUUCUCUGCAAGGGCCACCUCGAAGAAAAGUACAGAUAUUUGUUCCGGCUCAUAGCCGAUCCGAACCGUCUCGUCGAUCAGCGUAAGCUCGGCCUGCUACUUCACGAUUGCAUUCAAGUACCGCGGCAACUUGGUGAAGUGGCGGCUUUUGGUGGCUCCAAUAUCGAGCCAUCCGUUCGCAGCUGCUUUGAGAAGGCUGGUAAGGACAAGAACGACAUCGAAGCCCAGCACUUUUUGACCUGGCUUCAGCAAGAGCCACAGUCGAUGGUUUGGCUGCCGGUACUACAUAGGCUCGCAGCCGCCGAGAACGCCAAGCAUCAGGCCAAGUGCAAUAUCUGCAAAGAGUAUCCCAUCGUUGGAUUCCGCUACAGAUGUCUAAAAUGCUUCAACUUUGACAUGUGUCAAAACUGCUUUUUCUCCGGCAAAAAAGCUAAGAACCAUAAGCUCACACAUCCGAUGCAAGAAUACUGCACAGCGACUACUUCGGGUGAGGAUGUUCGAGACUUUACUCGUGCCCUGCGCAACAAGUUCAAGUCGAAACGCUACUUCAAAAAACAUCCACGCGUCGGUUACCUGCCGGUACAGACGGUGCUCGAGGGCGACGCUUUGGAGAGCCCGGCACCUUCACCCCAACACAGUUCGCUCAGUCAAGACAUGCACUCGCGCUUGGAAAUAUACGCCUCGCGCUUAGCUGAGGUCGAGCUGUCGCGCACACGAAGCAAUUCAACGCCCGACAGCGAUGACGAGCACCAGCUCAUCGCUCAUUAUUGCCAGAGCCUCAAUGGUACCGAUGGCCUCAAUGCUCCACGCAGUCCCGUACAGGUGAUGGCAGCCAUCGACGCCGAGCAGAGAGAGGAGCUCGAGGCUAUGAUUCGUGAACUUGAAGAGGAAAACGCCACUCUGCAAGCCGAAUACGAGCGACUGCGCUCAAAGCAGACUCCCGGCUCGACGCCGGAAGAUGGAACACAUAGUGGUAGAUUGACCGACUGUGAUAUGAUUGCUGAAGCUAAAAUGUUGAGGCAACAUAAAGGACGUCUAGAAGCUCGUAUGCAAAUCCUUGAAGACCAUAAUCGUCAACUCGAAGCACAGCUUCAAAGACUCAGAGAGCUACUACGUGAGCAACCAAAUAGUGAAUCACCUUCAAAAACUGGAACUUUGCAGACGCGCAGCGUAACUGCUUCACAACUGGCAACCGAUUCACCAGCUAAAAUGAAUGGCCAUUAUCAUGAUUCUUCGGGUGGUGGUAGUAAUGGAAUAGCAGACGGUGGCCGGGUCAACAGCUUAGAGAGACCGCCUCCUCCCCCUCACAACGUCAACAAUCUCUUGCAUAUGGCAGAAGAUUUGAGCAAAGCCGUUGGCAAAUUGGUGACAUUCAUGACUGAAGAAAGUGCGACCGAAACAAAUGGAGAGGAUUCAGAACAAGAUCGUAGCAAUAGUCAGGAGUCGCAUCAGUCUUCUCAGCAACAAGAACAAGAGGAAAAAUCUCCACCACCACCAGUUUUCAAACCGUAAUAUUCGAUCGAGACGCAAUUGAGAAAGAAAAUUUUUUAUCAAUUUUCACUGCGCACGUGAAAGUGAUGAAAUGAAAUCAAUAUUGAGAUUGCAUUUAUACAUGUAGCACAAAGCAAAGGCACGAGCAGAGAUGAUGCAUUUGUAUAUCAUUAUAUAAAAUAAUUAAGCGUCACAUUGCUAAACUAAUUAUACGUAAAGCUAUUCUUCAUAUUGACCAAGAGGGGAUAAGUCUGGUUUUUAUCGCAUAUCAAUGAAAGGAACAAGAACUAGUUUUUAAAUCUAGCUUGUGCAUUCAUUUUAGUAACCGAUAAAACUCGAUCCAUUAAGUUGCAUACGCGAAAUGUAAACAGGGUCUACAUAAAAGUAUGGUUGACAGCGAAAGACUAAAAAUUUUGUUGUUUCUUUUUUUACCUGAAUCACGCCAUAUCACAGGAGAUUUUAAGGAUUUGACAAUAGUCGAGGUGUAGGAAGUAUUUAGUUGCUCUUUAAUUGGUGUCAUGUUUCAACUGCAAGAGGCAGAACUGGAUCUGAAAAAUAUCGAUGCUAUUUCAAAGAUGAUGCUUUCUCAGUAUAUAUGCAAAAAGCGCGAAGAAUAACAAAGCCGAGUGCAAACGCGAGAAUGGCAUUGAUCUUUGAAGCUUACAUAUAUUGUAUAUCUCGUCAUAUCAUUGCCAAAAAAGAAAAUUUAGAAUACGCUAAAUGAAAAUUGUUUUAAAUUGUUAUUAAUGUAAUAAUCGGAAAACGAACGAAAUCUAUUGUUAUAUGCCUGCUAUAUAUAUAUAAAGUGUAUUAGACAAUUAUGAAAUUUACGAAAUGUGAAAGUUGACAUGGAUAAAAAUAACUACACAUACAUGUUAACAUAACGAAAGGAACGAAAAAUCCUAAUAUUAUUAUUACACAUGUAUACAAUGCAUGCAAAAUGGUAAAGAAUGAACUCUGAAUUAAAUUACAUACUCUCGUAGGCUAUAUAGAAAAAGAAUGGCAUUCACGUUGUUCCCCAGAUACCCGCAAAACCUCGUUACCUCUUUUCAUUCCUCUGCAACAGCUUCAAGCCACAUUUAUCUUUUAAUUCAAGUACUUAUCUAUUUACCGAAAAAAAUGAAUAACAAAAAAGUGCAAGCUCGCGCACAUUCAGUGCUCGGAGUAGUCAGAGACCAAAUUUGAAAAAUUAAGAAGCUCCUCCAGCACGUGAUUGCAUAUUUUAUCUUCUAUCGAGGACUACCUCCUGUGAAUUUUUCUAGAUUUUUUUAACCGAAGGUAUUUAACGUAUGACCACUAGCCAAUUUGGCUACUUGGUUUUGUGACUUACGUUCUACUAAUGAACGAACGUUGAUUAAAUAAAUAUACGUAUGUUUAAAAAUAUCAAUAAACAAUAAUAAAAACAA
Messenger RNA from Trichogramma pretiosum, 13754 nucleotides. Its product is annotated as dystrophin, isoforms A/C/F/G/H. Gene Ontology annotation, cellular component: plasma membrane. Lineage: Eukaryota; Metazoa; Arthropoda; Insecta; Hymenoptera; Trichogrammatidae. Gene Ontology annotation, biological process: synaptic signaling. The coding region runs from base 52 to 12369 and encodes 4105 amino acids. The transcript has 53 exons. Gene Ontology annotation, molecular function: protein binding; zinc ion binding. The record is from RefSeq and is a predicted model, not a curated record.